Molecule: messenger RNA, 420 nt
Organism: Lachancea meyersii CBS 8951
Lineage: Eukaryota; Fungi; Ascomycota; Saccharomycetes; Saccharomycetales; Saccharomycetaceae
Source: the annotation of a GenBank genome assembly
AUGGACUACUCUAAACCGUUAGUUUUAGUCGUUUUAGUAGCCACAGUGUUUGUUAUCCGCAGGUUUUUCGGUUCAAUUUUCGGUACAAUGGCUGCAUCUCCAGAAACUGUUCAAAAAGUGCAAGCUAUGAUCAAGGACAACAAGAUCUUUGUUGCUUCCAAGUCUUACUGUCCAUACUGCCAGGCGACCGUCAAGCUGCUGUUUGAGGACAAGAAAUUGUCGAAAGAGCAGGUGCUGUUGUUGCAGCUCGACACCAUGAAGGAGGGCUCUGCGAUCCAAGACGCUCUGCAAGAAAUCACCGGCCAGAGAACUGUGCCUAACAUUUUCAUUGCCGGCAAGCACAUUGGAGGAAACAGCGACAUUCAGGCUUUGGAGUCGAGUGGCAAGCUCGACGCGCUAUUGCAAAAGGCAUUGGCCUAA